Polyodon spathula (Mississippi paddlefish) is the source of this 1155-nucleotide messenger RNA. Its product is annotated as transmembrane prolyl 4-hydroxylase-like. Gene Ontology annotation, cellular component: endoplasmic reticulum. Bases 1 to 864 code for a protein of 287 amino acids. Lineage: Eukaryota; Metazoa; Chordata; Actinopteri; Acipenseriformes; Polyodontidae. Gene Ontology annotation, molecular function: procollagen-proline 4-dioxygenase activity; L-ascorbic acid binding; iron ion binding. The record is from RefSeq and is a predicted model, not a curated record. The transcript is spliced from 7 exons. Gene Ontology annotation, biological process: peptidyl-proline hydroxylation to 4-hydroxy-L-proline.
AUGAACCUGGAAGGGCUGGAGAUGAUCGCAGUGCUGGUGGUCCUGGGGCUCUUUGUUAAGGUGCUGGAACAGUUUGGGCUCUUCGAACCCAUUGGAGUGGAAGGGAUCCUGAGUGUACAAGAGUUCAAGAAGCUCAAUGCCAACGCCUUCCAACAGUUCCUGCAACAGCAUGCACACCUGGCUGUACCAGGGGGAGGGGGCGCACCGAUUGCUGAGGCACCUGCAUCAAAGGAGAGGGGAGUAACUCAUCUGACAUGCCUGCCUGACACCGUGGAGAACAGCGAACUGCUGCAGGUGGUGCGUUACCAGCGGGGGGGCACUACUACAUUCACCACCCCGAGACUGCUAUCACACCAAGCUGGCAGCCAACUCCUAGAUAGGGCACUGUGUUUUGAUUUCCGGUACAUCACAGUCCUGUUCUACCUUAACUCUGUCCUUGGAGGAGGGAAGACGAGCUUCCCAGUCGCCGAUAACAGAACAUAUGAGGAAUUGGUGAGGGGGUGUGUGUCCCAGAAGCACUGUGACAAGGGCAACCUGCGUGUGAAGCCCAGCCAGGCCAGCGCCCUCCUGUGGUACAACUACCUGUCUGAUGGAAAGAGAUGGGUGGGGGACCUCUAUGAGUACUCUCUGCACAGAGGCUGUGUGGUCACUCAGGGCACUAAGUGGGUUGCUAAUAACUGGAUUAAUGUAGACCCAGACUCCUGGCAGCAAACUCACAACCAGCAGCUCAUGUCCCAUCUGGCUGGGGAGGAGACUGCCACUGAGAGGCUGGAGAAGCUGUACCGGGGGAUCCAUACAGACCAGAACCAGAACCUUUACACAGACCAGAACCUGCAACAGAGUCUCCACACAGACCAGGAAUGAAGGAACAGAGUGAAGAGAUGACCAGUGAACCAAGGAACAGAGUAAACCAGAGUAAAGAGAUGACCAAGGAACAGAGUGAGGAGAUGACCAGUGAACCAAGCAACAUAGUAAAGAUAUGACCAGUGAACCAAGGAACAGAGUAAAGAGAUGACCAGUGAACCAAGCAACAGAGUAAAUAGAUGACCAGUGAACCAAGGAACAGAGUAAAUAGAUGAUUAGUGAACCAAGAAACAGAGUAAAGAUAUGACCAGUGAACCAAGGAACAGAGUAAAUAGAUAACUAGUGAACCAA